ACUAGCGCUUCCCGUUCCAGCGUGCUCCGGCGCUGCUACUCCGGCUUUAGGAAUUUAUUAGCCAGUUAGCUAAAUUCCGCAAGAAAAAACAAACAAAGAAACAAACUAGCAAACAUAGGGCUAAAGUCAGCAGGAUAUCUUUAAGGGCGAAAAAACAACUUUCCAUGGCGCAGAAGAAGGAAAAGAGAGGCAGAGAUUUAGCGCUAACGAACGACGGAACAAGUCAAAUGAUGCGGAUGUAAUAAUCAUAAUAAGUUGGCGUAAACAUUAACGCACGCGCAGGAAGAAACUAAACAUUAGCUAGUGGACUAUGUGAGCGUUCACAUCUGCACAGAAAGCUUUCUUCUGCCAGUUUCUUCUGCCAGUUUGUCUGAUUUGAAGAAGACGAAGGUGCCAGAAUGGUGAAGCAGGCUGUUCCUCGUCGUGCUUUGUCUCGCUCCUUCAAACAUUCCUCUCGAACAGAACUCUCAUCACCUUUAACCCCCUGGACCUCUCCGUCACCUCCGACCCUGAGUCACGACCCCUCCUCUGUUCUGGGGUGGAAUCCAAGCAGCGUUCCUGACCAUGUCUACCUUGACGCCGCCGCCAUUUUCCGAAACGCACACCAAGACAAGGCUGCCGCUCACCGGCUCAUCAGCUACGGGAAGAGGUCGAAGGUAACAGUACUGAAGGUCAAGGACGAGGUGUGGCAGCGUAGGGCCUACGAGCUGGCCUUCAACACGCUUAAAUAUCAGGAGCUGUUGGAGGACAUCAUGAUCGACAGCAGCUUCUAUUCGUCUAAGCCAGUGCCGGAUGAUCUGAUGAGUUUGGUGGCCGUCAUGUUGUACGACUUGCAGGACCGUAAGUUCCUCCCACGUGAACGACCGGCCAAUCGGAACAAGCAGGAGGAGGUGGCUAAGGUCAGGGAAGUGGAAAACUGUCUGCUCAGGUUUAAGACGAAGCUGGCGGCAUCUUUAGCGCGCUGCAGAAUCAAACAUGACCUACUGAACAUCGACUGCAUGCUGCCAGAGAGCGUCAGACAGAGGCAGAAGAGGGGGUCCAACCUGCCCAUCUACGCCUGGAUUAAUACACUGCGUGCCAGUAUGCAGGAAGUGUGUGAGGUGUUGAAGACUGCAGGUUUCUCCCAUGUGAAAUCCAUCACACAGUUGGAAGGACAGACAUUCUGUGAGGACCUACACUGCCUCGACCUGCUGGUGUUUCCCAUGUGUGCGAAAAGAGAACUACAAAAAACGAAUCUGCUGAAAGAUUGCAAGCUCUUCAUCCAGGAUAAGUCGUGCUGCGUAGGUCCGUGGGCAUUGCGCCCGUUUUUGGCUUCGGAUGGAGACGUGAUUAUGGCCGGAUCUUUCUCCGCAGCAACUGUGGCUCAUACAGCUGCCAUCGUCACUGCUGCACACACUCUCAUACACACUUUUCCUCACUCCAGCAAACAGGCUCGCAGCAGCAUGCGGGUGUUUGUGUGUGUGGGGGAGUGCUCGAGUGUUCAGAGAGAUGAACUGCAGGAGGUCCUCAGCAGCAUGGGCUGCAGCAAUGUGAAGCUGCUACCUGAGGCUUUCCACAAUCUGGAUGUGUGUGACACACGUCUGCAGAAGGUUCAGCUCAUCCUGCUGACUCCGCAGUGUUCUCUCUCUGCAGUCUCAAACCCUGUAGACUACCUGCUGCGGGAGAACGGAGACAAAGAGCUGCUGCAGGAUCUGUCCCAGGGCUCUGUCUCGCAGUCCAGACUGCACACACUCGUCUCCGAACAGAAGCGAGACCUUCUGCAUGCCCUCAGCUUUCCUAAAGUGCGAGUCGUGGUGUACUCCACCUGUUCCUCCCUUCCAGAUGAGAACGAGGAAGUGGUGAAGAGCGCUCUCACACUCACAGAGCAGGACAACUCCAAACUACAGCCUUUCACGCUCAGCCACCCAUCUUUCCUGCGGUAUGAUAAAGAAGAUGGCAGUGGAGAAAAGAAGGCUGACUUUUUCAGGCUUGAAGCUUCUGAUCAGAGUAACGGCUGCUUCUUAGCCGUACUCACACGCCAGUCUGAGCCAGAAGUGACUGAGACUCCACAGGAAGUCAUAGCUCGUGCCACCGCUAGCGGCUUGCUGGACGGGAUCCAGCCGACUCAGCCGAUCAAGAAAGAGGGGCGUGGCCGACAGACACGCAAAGGACCUGCUUAUCAAUCUCGCCGGCGACCCCACGUCUCUGUUAGCAGCCAGUCGCAGGUGGCUGAGUUCCUGAACCGUGAGGUGAAAGCGAAUAGCUCAGCCUCAACAGCGGCACAGGAGAGAACAAACGGCACACACUCGUCUUGGGUCUCAGGAAAAUCCAAACCAACUCAUCAGCACCCAUCCAAGCCCACCUCCUCCAACGCAACCUCCACCUUCUCCAAUCCAAGCCAUGCCUCCAUCACAGGACUCACCUCCUCCUCCUCAACAGGCCUCACCUUAUCUUAUACAAGCCCAACCUCAAUUAUUACAGGCCCAGCUUCCUCUACUCCUUCCAACACUGCCCACACCUUCUCCACCACAGACCCCACCUUAUUCAGCACAGGCUCUGCUUCAUCCAUCAAUGGACUCACCGUCACCUCCCUAACAGAGGGCCCUGCACCAUCCUAUAGGACCCUGAAUCGAACCAGUGGCCGCCGAGCUGCUGGUCCUGUAACUCCACCCCCUGCCCCACCCAGAGGCAGACAGGAAGUCCUGCGUCCUGUGUUGAUUUCAUUUCCUCCUCCUCAGUUCCCAUCGCUGUGUCCACCAUCUGCUCCAGUUAAGAUCAAAACCCCUCUGUUGUACCAGAACUGGAGGAUCUGGUCACGCCCUACCCCACUGACACACACACGAUUCGGGCGCAGCAUGCGCCCAUGGCUCUGACACACACACCCACACACAAAUAUAUAAUAUAUAAAGCCAUGUAAUAGUGCCAAAAGUAUUGCCUUUGUUUCUUCAUGUGUUUCGGCUCGAUGACUAAAUGAUUGUAUAAUAAUUAUUAAUACCUGUUUUAUUCUCUAGACUAAAACCUGUAUAUCAUUUUGCUAAAAGCAGAAUUAAACCUUUAACACAGC
This is a messenger RNA of Pangasianodon hypophthalmus (striped catfish), 3043 nucleotides long. Its product is annotated as putative methyltransferase NSUN7. The record is from RefSeq and is a predicted model, not a curated record. Gene Ontology annotation, molecular function: methyltransferase activity. Lineage: Eukaryota; Metazoa; Chordata; Actinopteri; Siluriformes; Pangasiidae. Bases 399 to 2852 code for a protein of 817 amino acids. The transcript has 13 exons.